AACAGCACCAGGAACUCCAUUACCAUUCUCAUCACACACAUAUAUACAUAUUCAGAUAACUUUAAACUCGAACCACCGACUCAAUUAUGACAGGCAAGCUCGGCAUCUUCCCGGCCGCCGGAGGCCUCGGAGGCAGCACCCUCACACACCUUCUCCAACGAGUCCCCGCCACCGAACUAGUGCUUAUCACGCGCAAACCAGAGAACCUGAGCAAAGAACAAGCCGCCGGAGCGACCAUCCGCAAGGGGGAUUUCGACGAUGUCCAGAGCCUCGAGCACGCAUUCGACGGCAUCUCGACGCUGAACUUGAUCUCCUACCCGAGCUUCCAACACAGUCAUCGAUUCAAGGUCCACAAAGCCGCAAUCGACGCGGCCCUCAAGAGCGGAGUGACGCACAUACACUACUCGUCUCUGGCAUUUGCCGGCGAUGGCAAUCCCGAUACCAAGGCCCAUGUGAUGCUCGCGCACCUUGACACGGAACGAUACCUGGCUCAGCUGCACGAUCGCAACCCGCUGUUCACGUACUCUAUCAUUCGCCAAGGGCUGUAUUCGGAGUCUUUCCCCAUCUACACUGCCUUUUUCGAUGUCGAGGCUCCUUCGUGCGAGAUUCGCAUCCCCCAUGAUGGCUCGGGCCCCGGCCUUGCUUGGGCGAAGCGGGAUGAGCUGGGCGAGGCGACGGCGAACUUGAUAGCACAGCACGCCCGCGACCCCGCUUCUUUCCCCUAUGUGAAUAAGAAUGUCCUGCUCUCUGGUCCUAGGACUUGGUCUCUCGGCGAAACGGUCGAUGCUUUAAGCCGUGUGCUCCGUCGACCUGUCAGCAUCCACCAGGUACCUGUGGAAGAGUAUAUCAAGCAGCCACGGGUCCAUGCUGGUCUCGGUGGCGAACACUUGGCGCCUCGCUGGGCAACUGCUUAUGAUGGGAUCCGCGCUGGCGAGUGUGCGGUGGCUACGCCGACUCUGGCAAGGAUACUUGGUCGCGAGCCGGAGUCAUUUGAAACGACUAUCGGGCAUAUACUUUCGAAAUAAUCGAGGAAAAAGGAUGGGAACGACAUGUUAUAGACUUCUAGGAUUCUAUACGCUGACACUUGAUGGAAGAGUCGGAUCUCAGCUCUCUGGAGUGGCUGAUAUUACCGCAGGAUACCAUUCCUUCCCUCAUUUGCUCUGACUGGGGCUGUCGUGGCUACUGGAGAGGGUUUGGGUGUGGUACAUCUCUAGACUUGAUACUUGUUUGAUAUACAUUUAUUGAUACCUCAUGUUGUAUGCUAGCCUUACUGUAUUACUCAUGGCAUCUAAGUCUUGUUCUCAAAACAGAUAUACAUCAACAUCCGAUAUGGUGUAAU
This is a messenger RNA of Aspergillus candidus, 1339 nucleotides long. RefSeq names its product NAD(P)-binding protein. The transcript has a single exon. NCBI's taxonomy places the organism in Eukaryota, Fungi, Ascomycota, Eurotiomycetes, Eurotiales, Aspergillaceae. Bases 87 to 1025 code for a protein of 312 amino acids. The record is from RefSeq and is a predicted model, not a curated record.